CACGUCUUGGCGCAGGCGCAGUAGAGCGGCGGCGGCUGGCUGAGAGACACGAAGCGGCUGCGGCCUAGCCAGAGAGCCGGGCCUGUCGGGAAGAUGAAUUUCUUGCGGGGCGUUAUGGGCGCCCAGAGCGCUGGGCCGCAGCCUUCUGGAGCCGAGACGAUUCAGAAAUUAUGUGAUAGAGUAGCAUCCUCAACGUUACUUGAUGAUCGUAGGGAUGCUGUACGUGCACUAAAAUCUCUUUCAAAGAAAUAUCGCUUGGAAGUAGGGAUUCAGGCUAUGCCUCAUCUUAUCCAUGUUCUCCAAACAGAUCGUUCAGAUUCGGAAAUAAUUGGUUAUGCUUUGGAUACCCUUUACAAUAUUAUCUCCAAUGAUUUAGAAGAGGAAGAACAAGAUGAUUCUGAAGAAGAAAAUUCACAGAAGCAAGUUGAAGAUCUUGGAAGCCAAUUUACAGAAAUUUUUAUUAAGCAGCAUGAAAAUGUCACUCUUUUGUUGACAUAUUUAGAGGAAUUUGAUUUCCAAGUUCGGUGGCCUGGAGUGAAACUUCUUACAGCAUUGUUAAAGCAGCAGGGACCUCAAGUGCAGCAGAUCAUAUUAGUCAGUCCUAUGGGGGUCUCCAGGCUGAUGGACCUACUAGCAGAUUCUAGAGAGGUUAUACGGAAUGAUGGUGUGUUGUUACUUCAGCAGUUAACAAGAAGCAAUGCAGCCAUCCAGAAAAUAGUUGCUUUUGAAAAUGCCUUUGAGAGGUUGUUGGAUAUCAUAACAGAGGAGGGAAACAGUGAUGGAGGCAUUGUUGUGGAAGACUGCCUUCUUUUACUACAAAAUUUGUUGAAGAACAACAAUUCAAAUCAGAAUUUCUUUAAGGAAGGGUCCUAUAUUCAACGUAUGAAGCCAUGGUUUGAAGUUAGCGAUGACAAUGCUGGAUGGUCAGCACAGAAAGUAACCAAUCUGCAUCUCAUGCUGCAGCUGGUUCGAGUGUUGGUGUCUCCCACAAAUCCCCCUGGUGCCACCAGCAGUUGUCAAAAAGCCAUGUUUCAUUGUGGGUUGCUUCAACAGCUUUGUACAAUCCUGAUGGCCACUGGGGUUCCUGCUGACAUUCUUACUGAGACUAUUAACACUGUGUCAGAGGUAAUUCGAGGGUGUCAGAUAAACCAAGACUACUUUGCUUCAGUAAAUGCACCUUCAAACCCACCAAGGCCUGCAAUUGUGGUAUUGCUUAUGUCAAUGGUAAAUGAACGGCAACCAUUUGUGCUACGUUGUGCCGUCCUUUACUGUUUUCAGUGUUUUUUGUAUAAGAACCAGAAGGGACAAGGAGAAAUCGUCUCAACACUUCUGCCUUCAACUAUUGACGCAACAGGAAAUUCUGUCUCAGCUGGCCAGCUACUGUGUGGAGGACUCUUUUCUACAGAUUCACUCUCAAAUUGGUGUGCAGCUGUGGCAUUGGCUCAUGCUUUACAAGAAAAUGCCACUUUGAAAGAACAGCUACUAAGAGUCCAGCUUGCAACAAGUAUUGGUAAUCCUCCAGUGUCCUUACUCCAGCAAUGCACCAACAUUCUUUCUCAGGGUGAUAAGAUCGACAGACGGGGAAGCAAAGUGCAGACAAGAGUUGGAUUAUUAAUGCUGCUUUGUACUUGGCUCAGCAACUGCCCUAUUGCUGUAACACACUUUCUCCACAAUUCAGCCAAUAUUCCUUUUCUAACAGGACAAAUAGCCGAAAACCUUGGAGAAGAGGAGCAAUUAGUCCAAGGACUGUGUGCUCUUUUAUUAGGAAUUUCUAUUUAUUACAAUGACAAUUCACUUGAGAAUUACAAAAAGGAGAAAUUAAAGCAACUGAUAGAAAAGAGGAUUGGCAAAGAAAACUUUAUUGAGAAAUUGGGAUUUAUUAGCAAACAUGAAUUCUAUUCCCGAGCGGCUCAGAAACCUCAACCAAGCUUUUCUAGUCCAGACCAUAUGAUGUUCGAUCAUGAAUUUACUAAAUUAGUGAAAGAGUUGGAAGGGGUUAUAACAAAGGCUGUUUAUAAAUCAAGUGAAGAAGAUAAGAAAGAAGAGGAAGUAAAGAAAAGUUUAGAACAGCAUGACAACAUAGUGACACACUAUAAAAAUGUCAUAAGAGUACAGGACCAAGAGCUUGAAGAACUGAAGAAGCAAGUAGAAUCUUUGAAAAUGCAAAAUGAACAAUUUCAGACAACAAUCACACAACAAGUAUCACAGAUUCAGCAACACAAGGACCAAUAUAACCUUCUUAAAGUACAACUAGGUGCAACUGCGAGAAAAGAAAACCAGCAUCAUACUUCUCACAGUGAUGUGGCUCAAAUGAAUGGGGUUCAGCCAGAAGAUAUCAGCAAAUUGCGUGAUGAGAUUGAAGAAUGGAAACACAAGCUUGAACUAUUACAGGAACAGCUAAAAGAAAAGGAUUCUUUGAUUGAAACCUUAAAGCUCCCUUCAGUAGCAGGAGAUACAACAGAACAGUCUUCCCAAACCAAUAAACCAAGUGGUGGCCGUGAGGCUGACAACGAACUAUAUAAGGAAAUUGAAACGUUGAGGAGCAAAAUCCAGUCACAGUCUUCAGACAUUAAUAAACUUCAGACUGAAAAUCAAGAACUGCUUCAGAAACUGAGCCUAACUCCAGUUCCUGUAUCAGGAGAUGGCGGCACUGUUGUGGUCUCAAAGACAGCUGACUUGGAUGGGAGGCUCUCAACACUCUUGCAGGAGACUAAAGAAUUAAAGAAUGAACUUGCGUCCCUCAGUGAGGAAAAGGCCUCACUGAAAUCGCAGCUGGACUCAUCUAAUAGUACUGUAGCAAUUUUGCAAAACGAGAAAACUAAACUGCAACAAGAAUUGGCAGAAUCUAAAAAAGAGCAGGAUGACCUUCUGGUGCUUCUGGCUGAUCAAGACCAGAAAAUAAUUGCAUUAAAGAAUAAGCUCAAACAACUCGGAGAACCGGUUGAAGAUGAAGAUGAUACUGAGUCUGGUGACCAAGGCGAAGAUGAUGAAGAAGAGGAUGGAGAAGAAGAGGAAGAUUAAUUGUGCUUUAUAGUGUCAAAUAUGGGAAUCUUGUAAUGGGAAUCUUACAUGAACAAAAUGUGAUGCAAAAUAUGGUUAAGGAAGGAUCACUAGAACUAGUCCUGAGUUUCUGAUGCAGUCAAGAAAUGCUUUGUAGCUGAGAAUGAACUCGUCCAUUUUAAGUUUUAUUGCACAUGCGAAAUGAAUUGUUAAUGCAUUAAAGGCAGUUUUAGAUGCUUUCUGAAGCAUUGAAGGUAACGGCAUGAUAAACUAAAUGUGCUGCCAUUCGCAUUUGUGUUUGUCAUUACUUAACCUUUUUCUCUCUCUCUUUUUGAUCUUUGACGUGAUUAAAUAUGAUAUAACUAUGGUUUAACAUCUGUCAAAUUGCCUCCUAUAUUCAGCAUGGAGAGAGAAUUCAUGGGCUCUUUCUUGCUACCAUUUAUUCGAAGGUAGAAGGGAGAUGGAGUGGGCAAGUGAGAGGAUUAUACCUUGGGGGUUUCUUCUCAGUGGAUUUCACUUGAGGGGAACUGUCCAGCAUUGAGUGCCUUGUGCCUGAGAGGGCUGCGUUCUGUACCUCAGAAGCAAAGGAGGAGCUGAAAGAGUGUGGAAGGGUUUUCAUGAAGAGUAGGAUUUAAUAGUGCAUAAAAGCAAUUUUUUAAAAAACAGAAAUUCCAUGCAGAAAUAUUAGAUGCUACCAGAUUAUCCCUUUAAGACAAACCUUUGUUCUUUUCUUCAGGUCAUGUGCUGAUGGAUAAUUUAUUGACCUUAUUGCCCAAGAAAUAGAUUUUUUAAAAAGAGAAUUAUACACAGUUGCUGCAUCAACUUGUUUUGGUAAUAAAAAUAGAUGCUAUUAA
Molecule: messenger RNA, 3854 nt
Organism: Anolis sagrei ordinatus
Lineage: Eukaryota; Metazoa; Chordata; Lepidosauria; Squamata; Anolidae
Gene: USO1
Product: USO1 vesicle transport factor
Biological process (GO): transcytosis; endoplasmic reticulum to Golgi vesicle-mediated transport; intracellular protein transport
Cellular component (GO): Golgi membrane; endoplasmic reticulum; Golgi stack
Molecular function (GO): protein binding
Source: RefSeq, a predicted model, not a curated record